UAAAGUUAAAUAACAGAAAAAUGCAAGUGCUCUCUCUUAUUCUAUUAUUAUGCUCUCCUUAGUCCUUGGGUUCAUAUCCUCAAAAUCUUAUCUCAUCACUAUCAGCUAUAAAUUUUUCUGAUGCAAUCAAUGAAACUUUCCUCCAGAUUCAUCCAUAAAUGGAGCAACUCCUCCAUACUAGUGCUCGUUUUCUUCCUCCUGCUCUGUAAAUGGUUCGCCUACAGUGACAAGUUCAAGUCUGUAGCAGAGUCUUUCUUCUUAUCAGGACUUAAACUUGCAGAAAUCCGUGAGAAAGAUGAUGAUAUGGAGGUUUUAUUACCACCAAAGGACUGUGAUUUUUACACUGGGAAAUGGGUUCUUGAUAAUGUUACUCACCCUUUAUACAAGGAAGAAGAAUGUGAGUUUCUCUCAAGGCAGGUUACUUGUUUGAGAAAUGGAAGAAGAGAUUCUUUAUACCAGAACUGGAGAUGGCAACCCAGAGAUUGUUCAUUGCCUAAGUUCAAAUCAAGAUUGCUCCUGGAGAAACUUCGUGGAAAGAGGCUUAUGUUUGUUGGAGAUUCACUAAAUAGAAACCAGUGGGAAUCCAUGGUUUGCCUAGUUCAAUCUGCAAUCUCUCCAGGGAAGAAGAGCCUGGAUGAAUCAGGUUCUUCUUCUAUUUUCAGAAUAGAGGACUAUAAUGCUACAAUAGAGUUUUACUGGUCACCUUUUCUAGUCGAAUCGAAUUCGGAUGAUUCAUUGAAGCAUAGCAUAUUAGAUCGCAUGAUCAUGCCUGAAUCCAUUAACAAGCAUGGAGAAAACUGGAAGGGUGUGAACUACCUCAUCUUUAAUUCAUACAUUUGGUGGAUGAACUCUCUUAACAUGAAAGUCUUAAAGCAAGGAUUUAUGUUCAAUGGAAGUAAUGUAGAAUAUGAUGAAAUUGAAAGAACAGUAGCUUAUGGAAGAGUUGUGAGGACAUUGGCUAAAUGGAUUAAUGAAAAUGUAGAUCCUAAUCUCACUUCUGUCUACUUCAUGAGCAUGUCCCCUCUUCAUAUCAAGAGCUCGGAUUGGAACAAUCCAGAAGGGCUUAAGUGUGUUAGAGAGACUACACCAGUAGCCACCAUGAAUGCUCCAUUGGAUGUAGGCACAGAUAAACGCCUACAUUAUAUUGUGAGGAAUGUGACUAAAUCCAUGAAAGUGCCUGUUCAUAUUAUCAACAUUACUACAAUGUCGGAGUAUAGAAAAGAUGCCCAUACGUCAAUAUACACUACCCGCCAAGGUCAGCUGCUCACGGUGGAGCAGCAACAGAACCCAGCAGUAUACGCAGAUUGUAUCCAUUGGUGUCUACCUGGGUUACCUGAUAUAUGGAAUGAGCUGCUCUACACACACAUUGUUUCUCAAUCUUAAACCCCUGGAAUUUUUUCUUCCUUCAGAAUAUGCUUUUUAAUUCAUGUAUAGGUUUCAGAUUUUAAGGAAAAAAAAUUUUCCUGAGAGAAAGAGAACAUCUAUGUAGCUUCUUGGCAGAAAGGCAAAUUCAACAAUUAAUUUGAUGUUGGUUGGGAUUUGGAUUUA
Messenger RNA from Manihot esculenta (cassava), 1548 nucleotides. RefSeq names its product protein trichome birefringence-like 28. Gene Ontology annotation, cellular component: Golgi apparatus. Gene Ontology annotation, molecular function: O-acetyltransferase activity. The transcript is spliced from 5 exons. Bases 121 to 1383 code for a protein of 420 amino acids. Lineage: Eukaryota; Viridiplantae; Streptophyta; Magnoliopsida; Malpighiales; Euphorbiaceae. The record is from RefSeq and is a predicted model, not a curated record.